AUGCCCAACAGCCUCGCCAGCGCGACCGCUGCCGGGUGGGUGGCGGGCACGCUUGAGAUCUCCGUCACCUUUCCAUUCGAAUACAUCAAGACGCAGAUGCAGCUCCAGCAGGAGGCUUCGGCGCUGUUCGCCGGCAAGGACCGAUUUCGCAGCCCAUUCCAUUGCGCAGCGGCCACUGUUCGCGAGCGUGGCGUUCUUGGCCUGUAUCGCGGCGGCUUGUCGUGGGCGAUCUUUGGCGGCCCGCGCUCCGCGCGGCUUGGCACGCCGACCGCCGACACCAUCAACGGGUUCGCGGCGGGGAUGGCCGAGGCGGCCUUGUGUCAGACGCCCAACCAAGUGAUCGCCAUCAAGAUGAUCCACGACCAGUCGCCGCGCGGGCCGCGUCAAUACGAGGGGUUGGUGCACUGCGUGGCCUGCAUCUGGCGCGCCGAAGGUGUCGCCGGAUAUUUCCAGGGCGUGGGGCCGGCGGUCACCAAGGGGGCUGCCACCAACGCGAUCCGCUUCCUCGGCUUUGGCCAGCUCAAGCGGCUGGCGCAGGGGCCGGCCGGCGCGGAUGGCACGCCUCCGCCCCCGCUCGCUACCUGGCAAGCGAUGCUGUGCGGCGGCAUCGCCGGCGCUGUGUCCGCGGUCGCGACGCAGCCCAUCGACACGGUCAAGGCGAACAUGAUGGGCAUUGAUGGCGGACGCUACCGCAGCGCCUUCCACUGCACCGCCGAGCUCGUGCGUGCCGGCGGUCUCCGCGUGCUGAUGAAUGGCGUAGGCCCGCGUGUCUGCCGCGUGUUUAUCGAGGUGGGCCUCCAAUUCUCCUUGUACGAGUACGUCGGCCGUGCGCUUGACCGAGCGUUUGGAAGCAGCUCCAAGACCAACUAA
Emiliania huxleyi CCMP1516 is the source of this 870-nucleotide messenger RNA. Its product is annotated as mitochondrial citrate carrier. Gene Ontology annotation, biological process: mitochondrial citrate transmembrane transport. The transcript is spliced from 4 exons. The record is from RefSeq and is a predicted model, not a curated record. NCBI's taxonomy places the organism in Eukaryota, Haptophyta, Isochrysidales, Noelaerhabdaceae. The coding region runs from base 1 to 870 and encodes 289 amino acids.